Messenger RNA from Salvelinus sp. IW2-2015, 414 nucleotides. Its product is annotated as small ribosomal subunit protein uS2-like. The transcript has 2 exons. Gene Ontology annotation, molecular function: structural constituent of ribosome. Gene Ontology annotation, biological process: ribosomal small subunit assembly; cytoplasmic translation. The annotation marks the transcript as partial. Lineage: Eukaryota; Metazoa; Chordata; Actinopteri; Salmoniformes; Salmonidae. Gene Ontology annotation, cellular component: cytosolic small ribosomal subunit; 90S preribosome; ribosome. The record is from RefSeq and is a predicted model, not a curated record.
GCCAUCGUGGCCAUUGAGAACCCAGCUGAUGUCUGCGUCAUCUCCUCCAGGAACACUGGACAGAGGGCUGUGCUGAAGUUUGCGUCCGCCACCGGCGCCACCACCUUCCACGGUCGUUUUACCCCCGGAACCUUCACCAAUCAGAUCCAGGCUGCUUUCCGUGAACCCCGCCUCCUGAUUGUGACCGACCCCCGUGCCGACCACCAGCCCCUGACUGAGGCCUCCUACGUCAACAUCCCCACCAUCGCCAUGUGCAACACUGACUCUCCCCUCAGAUACGUGGACAUCGCCAUCCCCUGCAACAACAAGGUACAGACAGCCCAUAGACUACAGAUGUAUGUUCUAGUGGUCUCUCAUUUUUGUGUAUGUAUAUAUAUACAUAUACACACAUACAUAUAAAAGUGUGUAUAUAUA